CGGGAUUUGACCCAACACAGAACACACAGGUGGAUGAGUUUUCGCUUGCAGAGGACGUCGAGACGGAAGAGGCGCCGACCGAGCAGUGCCAUGGGGAAGGCUGGUGUCGCUCUCGUCCAGCCACGCCAACGUGGACCUGGUCGAGGACGAGUACCUCAUGGGCCGCGGGCGCCAUUCGUCGCCGGGCCUCCGGUUCACCGACAUCCGGGUCUCGGGCAAGCACUGCAAGCUGGAGCGGAGCGAAGCGCCCAACUCGACGACGCGUGUUGUCUUUCUCACGGACCUCUCGUCCAACGGGACGUACGUCAAUGGGCGCAAGAUCGGACGCGGCCGACGGGUUGUGCUCGCCAACAACGAUGAGGUCUCGCUGGUCAUCACCACCAAGGGAAGCAACAUGGCCGACUCAAACGCGUGCGUGGCGUAUCUUUACCAGGACCUCUCGGCCGACGCAACACUCGGGACCGGCUCGCUCGAUCCCGAAGUGUCAGAGACUAUCGGUUCGCGCUACGCGCUGCGGCACACGCUCGGCUCGGGCGCGUUUGCGCAAGUCAAGCUCGGCUACGACCUGGCAUCGGGCGAGCAAGUGGCGGUCAAGAUCAUCGACAUUCACAAGUUCCGACUCAACAAGCAUCUGCGACAGGAGUCGCUCAUGGACGAGGUCAAAGUGCUGCAGGCCAUCUCGCACAAGGGCAUUGUGCGAAUCAUCGACUCGUUCAAGACCGAGCGGUACCUGUACCUGGUCCUAGAGCUUGUCACCGGCGGCGAGCUCUUUGACCGCAUCAUCGAGCGCGGGCGGCUGACCGAGGCAUCGUCGGCGUCGCUCAUGGUCCAGCUCACCGACGCGGUGGCGUAUCUGCACUCGGUCGGCAUUGUCCACCGCGACCUCAAGCCGGAGAACAUUCUAUUUGAGAGCACCGACGACGAUGCUUCCAUCAAGCUCACCGACUUUGGGCUUGCCCGCAUCCUCGGUGCGACCGAGGUCAUGACCACGCUCUGUGGCACGCCGCAGUAUCUGGCGCCCGAGGUCAUUGUCUCGCAGGCCUCGGCGUCGGGCUACGACGCCUCCAUCGACGUCUGGUCCAUGGGUGUCAUCCUCUACAUUGUUCUCUCGGGCAUUCCGCCGUUUUACGAAGAGCGCAAGAUUCCCAUCUACACCCAGAUCACCCAAGGCAUGAUCUCGUUCGAGGCCGCCGUCUGGGCCACCAUCUCGCCCGACGCUAUCGACCUUGUCAAGGCGCUACUCACUCUCGACCCGCGGAAGCGGCUCCCGCUCCGAUCCAUCUACACGCAUCCGUGGAUUAAGCGGCAUGUGCCUGACGCCGGCGCCUCGGCGCCGCCGCUCUCACGCAAGCGGGCGCUACCCAAGCCCGACGCUCUAGAGCCGAGCGACGAUGCGCGCGAGUCCAAGAAGGCACGGCAACUGGACAAGGUCGUGGUGGAACCGACGACGCGGACGACAUGACAGGAUGCGGCUACGGGCGUAGCAGAGCCAUCAGCUGGUUCCGCUGCGCCUCGCUCAGCGACUCGAGCCUUGCGGUGGGAAAGUCGACGUCAAACUUGACGAUGAGGUCGCCCUUGCGCGGGCCGUCCUUUGCGCGGCGCGGCAUGCCUUCGCCGGCGACCCGGUGGCGGGUGUUGGGUGUGAUGACCGACUCGGGCUCGAUGGUGAUGGUGCGGCCGUCGAGGGUCUCGAGCGAGAAGCGGGCCGACUUGGUGAGCGCGGCGGCGAGCGGAACGCGGACAGUGGUCUCGAGGCAGUCGCCAACCCGCUUAAACGUCGAGUGC
Messenger RNA from Thecamonas trahens ATCC 50062, 1785 nucleotides. RefSeq names its product CAMK/RAD53 protein kinase. The transcript is spliced from 2 exons. Gene Ontology annotation, molecular function: protein binding; ATP binding; protein kinase activity. Bases 158 to 1462 code for a protein of 434 amino acids. The record is from RefSeq and is a predicted model, not a curated record. Gene Ontology annotation, biological process: protein phosphorylation. Lineage: Eukaryota; Apusomonadida; Apusomonadidae.